This is a messenger RNA of Neolamprologus brichardi, 2699 nucleotides long. Its product is annotated as patatin-like phospholipase domain-containing protein 2. Gene Ontology annotation, biological process: triglyceride catabolic process; lipid homeostasis. Gene Ontology annotation, molecular function: triacylglycerol lipase activity. NCBI's taxonomy places the organism in Eukaryota, Metazoa, Chordata, Actinopteri, Cichliformes, Cichlidae. Gene Ontology annotation, cellular component: cytoplasm; membrane; lipid droplet. The record is from RefSeq and is a predicted model, not a curated record.
UAACACAGGUCAAUUCAACCCUGGGAGGCUCCUAAAUGCACCAGCUGAACUCUGAGACACGACUGACAAAAUGACAAUAUUAUAGAUAUCGUUCUGAGUUUUAAUUAAUCUUACAGUCAAUGGAGAAACCAGGUAAGAUGUUUAACUGGGUCGAGGAGUGGAACAUCUCUUUUGCAGGCUGUGGAUUCAGGAGCAUUUACUACGUGGGAGCUUUGAGCUGUAUCCUGGAGCGGGCUCCACAGCUGGUUCAUGGUGCUUCUAAAAUUUGUGGAUCUUCCUCUGGGUGUCUCGUGGCUGCCGCUCUCACUGUUGGCAUUCCCAUUGAACAGUUGUGUGCUGAUAUUUUAACCACAGCAAAGGAGGCAAGAAAACACACCCUUGGAGUUUUCCACCCGACCUUCAGCCUGCUCCGGACAGUCAGGGACUCCCUGCUGGAAAAGCUUCCAGAAGAUGCCCACCUCCGGGCUUCUGGAAGGCUCUGCGUGUCUCUCACCCGAAUAGCUGAUGGGAAAAAUGUUUUGGUGUCCGAGUUUGCCAGCAGAGAGGAGCUCAUUCAGGUUGAUCAGAUUGGUGACUUUACAGAAAAAUUGUUGGGAUCUUUUAGGCUUCUCUGGUCUAGUGAUCUAACCUCUUUACCUUUGCAGGUUCUCAUGUGCAGCUGUUUUUUCCCUGUUUACUGUGGUUUCAUUCCACCUUCAUACCAUGGCAUGCGCUACGUGGAUGGAGCACUGAGCAACAUGAUGCCGUUGUCCGAGCAGAGAAACACCAUCACCAUGGCCCCGUUCUCGGGAGAGAAUGACAUUUGCCCCAGAGAAGGGUCAUAUAAUUUCUUUGAAGUCCACUACGGAAACAUCAGCAUUCAGGUCAACACAGGGAAUGUAUAUCGAGUCUGUACAUCCUUCCUCCCCCCCAGACUUGAGAAGCUGGCUGAGAUAUGCCACAACGGCUACAUGGAUGCUCUUUGUUUCCUGAGAGAGAAAGAUCUGCUUACAGCACAAAAUAUUCACAGCAGUGCAGUGGUAGGAGCCAAAUCUCCUUGCUGUGAGCAGACGAAGGAAGUGGGUCGAGCAGAAGAGAGGAUGAUGAAGUGUCACAAGGAAAACCAUCUGGACCACAGAGUCAUUGAGAACCUCCCAGUGGCUAUCAAGAAAGUGCUAUGUGAGGCAUGCAGGGAUUGUCAUGACAGUAGCAGCUGGAGGCCGCAUUACAGGGACUUCCUGACAAUGAAUUUGUUUACCUAUCUACUUACCUUCCUCAUCUUACCUGUUGAGCUGACCAUCUUUUUUACCAAAAGCAUGGUGUCAUUCAGCUGUACAGCACUUUGCAGGUUGUUACUGUGGUCUGCAGAUUUCUACAGGCAGAAAUGGAGUAUUAGCAAUGAUAGCAUCAACAGCGCAUCUCAAGAGAAUAACUGCAUCUGCAGGUCAUCUGGUUCAGACAGCAGGAAUCAAAGAGGACGAGACAUAAAUACACAAACUCUGAAAUCAAAGAUGACCUCAAAUUCUAAAAUGAAUCUCUGCUGGGACACCAAUGGCAAUAUGGACCUUAUUCCCCCUGUCUCAACUAGAACUGCAUCUGGCCAGGUGAUGUUAAACACACCAGGAAAGGGACGUGUAAUCAACCAUAAAGAAAGUGGAAAAAAGAUUGAUUAAAGGAAACCAACAAAGGAAAACAAAAAAAAAAAUAAAAAAACUUCAGCAUUUGCUGAACAUGUUGACAUCUUAUCAACACCAUGAGUCUAAUUGUAAUGUACAACAGGAAAAUAAAAAGAACGCCUUUUUCUUCGCAAAGAUUGAACAAUAGUUACCAUGUGAUAUUGAAACAAAGGUAAAACAAAAGUAUAGAAAAAGCAUCAUCAGUAAAUUUUAAUGGACAAAUGAGUCAUUCCGUGUGACCGAUAUAAUCAUAAACAUAACAUAAUUCUACAAUUCCUAAAGCAAAAUAAAAAUAAAAUAAAACCCAUUAUAUGUUUCGUAACACAUUUAAAGGCUGGUGAGAUGAUGCCUCUGCAGGACCUCUGACAUCGAGUCAUCACUUUGCAUCUCAUCAGUUCAUAGCACCAUGAAUGUAACAUUUUAAUGCUAACCAAGUCCUCCCUGCAAACAGAGGAUCACACAAGCUCACACUGAUCAGUCAAGUUUAUAAAAUAAAAUUUCUGGAACUUAUCUGCUGUUUAAACAGCAGAUGUGAAAGUUCUCAUUUACUGCAUUGCAGUGCAGUACAGUACAGUACAGUAAAAAGGCAAAACAAAGGUUUAAAUGAUGUGUGACUGUCUUUGAAAAGACAGUCACACAUCAUUAGCCACUUUCAGACAAGUAUUAAUUUGUAUUCAUCUUACAGCAUCUUAUCAAUGGGCACUCCCGGUCAUUCUGUUCUAAAAGUCAGAAGGGCAAUCUUAUUGGGCCAAACCUAGUAAUAUUUACGAAUCACUUUAAGAAACAGACAGUAUAAAAACUGGUGCUGAAGCGCCUUAAACCAAAGGCCAGCAUAAUGAUUCAUGUGGUUGUCAAAAAAAAAAAUUCUCUGGAAUGAUGGUAUGUGUGAAAAAAGCUCUGAGGAACAUUACCAUGACUUAUGUCAGGACAGAGCACCAUCGAUGUUGAACGCACCAUGUCUGAAAGAGGCUACUGUCAAGUCCCUGAUUUCACAUAUUUAAAAAGACUGCAGUGAAGACGAUCAUGCUGUAUAUGUUUACAAGA